Messenger RNA from Penicillium daleae, 2199 nucleotides. RefSeq names its product putative sister chromatid separation protein (Src1). NCBI's taxonomy places the organism in Eukaryota, Fungi, Ascomycota, Eurotiomycetes, Eurotiales, Aspergillaceae. The transcript has 2 exons. Gene Ontology annotation, molecular function: chromatin binding. The coding region runs from base 1 to 2199 and encodes 732 amino acids. Gene Ontology annotation, cellular component: nuclear inner membrane. The record is from RefSeq and is a predicted model, not a curated record.
AUGGCGGACGAACUCGAUUAUCUGCGGCCGGAUUUCGAUCUGAACUCCCUCACCGUGCCCCGCCUGCGCUCUAUCCUCGUCAGUCACGAUGUGUCCUAUCCAGCCUCUGCGAAAAAGGCGCACUUGAUCCGCAUUCUGGAAGAUGAGGUGAUUCCUCAGGCGAGGAAACUUCUGCGCGACCGCGAGAGGGUAAGGAGAACAAGUGCAGGCAUUACGGAUAUGAGUCGAGAGAACUCUGUUACUGGUGACGAAGACGAUCGCGAUUCGAUGCACCCACCACCGACGCCGUCGACAACGGGUACCAGGCGCGGUACCUCGCAACGAAGCGUUCGUGGGUCAACCGUGGAAACGGAUAGAGGUUAUGCCCCGGCUACGCCUGCGACUACGAAGCGCAAGAAUGCUGCACGAUCAGUAGCCAAGCACCCCCGUGCUUCGGACACAGAAACUGGGGACGACGUAAUGGCGACGCCGGUCCCUGCAUUGGGCGCUUCGCCUCGCAAGUCGACUGCCCGCAAGCUUCGACGGAGCUCUGUUCUGCCCUCGACCGAGGUGGACGAUUACACACCGUCUGUCAAGACUGAGCCCAGAGGUGAUAGUGUCUUCACGGAUGAGAACCCCUUCCAAAGCGGCAGUCCUUCAGAGGUUACGAGCAGCCGCCGAACUUCUCACGAUGGAAAGAGGAAGAGUGGUGGACGGCUAUCUACGGAAAGUCCUGCUAUUAGGAGUAGCUUGCGGUCACGAAAGUCAGUUACGCCAUCCGCCGUCAAGCAACAAGACGGUUAUCAUGCGCCCUCAAGGGAGUCAUUCGAUUUUGCGGCCCGCCUUAGACCGACUAAGGAGGAGCCUGAGGAGGAAUCGGAAGAGGAAUCUGAAGAGGAGUCGGAUGAGGAUAGCGAACUGAUUGCUGGCGAGGAAUUUACCCCAGAGGAGCAACUGGCACUUGAGAGUGAACAAUAUGCACCAUUGACCGUGCUACGAAAACGGCCGAAGAAGCAGAGCUCGGUAAGCAUCAUGGCUUCUUGGUUUGUCAUUCUAUCUGUGCUUGGUAGCUUCGGCGCAUGGUGGCGCAAAGAGAAGAUUGAGAUCGGUUACUGCGGUCUGGGGAAGCCCACCUGGUCUCUGGCAGAAACAAAUGUACCAGAAUGGGCUAAUGUUCUCGAGCCUCGCUGCGAGCCUUGCCCGCCUCAUGCGUUCUGCUAUCCGGAUUUUGAAGCUCGCUGUGAGCAUGACUUCAUUCUCAAACCUCAUCCCCUGUCUUUGGGUGGUCUUGUUCCUCUUCCGCCAACCUGUGAACCGGACAGUGAGAAAGCACGUCGUGUCAAAGCUGUUGCGGACAAAGCUGUUGAGGAGCUGCGCGAGCGCAGGGCCAAGUACGAGUGCGGUGAGUUGAAUGAGGAUGGCAAACCUGCUUCUCCCGAGAUUCGGGAGCCGAAGUUGAAGGAAGAGGUUGCGAAGAAGCGGCGCAAGGGUCUCACCGAGAGUGAGUUCGAUGACCUCUGGAAGGGUGCGCUUGGCGAGAUUAUUGAGAAGGACGAAGUCGUGAGCAACUCCAAGCAACCUUCCGCCGUCCUCGUCCUCAGUUCAACCUCAACUGCCCGACUCCCACUCAGAUGCGCCGCCCGCCGUUACGUCCGACUGGCUCUCCUCGCGUAUCGACUCCCUCUUUCACUUCUAGUUCUGACAGCAUGUGCUCUGGCUUAUGCCCGGGCUCGGGUUCGCGCCCGCCGCUCUGAUAUUGCUCGCGUGCCAGAGUUGGUCGCUACAACGCUUGACCGUCUUGCAACGCAGGCUGCGCUGCAUGCCCGUGGCGGUGCCAGAGAGCCGUACAUUCCAAUUGGCCAGCUUCGCGACGAUGUUCUGCGCUCCGAAUUGCACGGGAAGCGGCGCGAGAAGCUGUGGCAUCGUGUCCGACGCGUUGUUGAAGGCAACGCCAAUGUGCGUGCUGCCGUUCGCGAGGGACGUAGCGGCGAUGUCGCCCGCUGCUGGGAAUGGAUUGGCGGCAUUGGCAGUGUUAAUACCCCUGGCGGUGACACCGAGCUUGACACUGGUUCCCGCCGUGACAGUGCUCGGUUUUCCUUGCCUUCGCCCUCGAGCAACGUGGAUGCUGAAAAUCAUCACAUGAUCACCGAGAGCAAGGAUGACCCUGCGACGAGUCCUAGACAGUCCCGCCGUUGGGAUGAGGGCCGACCUAUUUACUAA